UAAACCUCAUGGCUAGGCCCCCUCCCAUGCAUCAAUCUAAGUAUCUUGUCUGUUUUGAGGAUCUCAAUUCCUUCCAUUAAAGCCUUACAGAACAGAACAGAACAGAAAAUCAAGAUGAAGAACAGAGGAGCAUCUGCCUUCCUCAAGCAGAUAAUAUCAGCUUUGAAGACCAAAACCAGAGCCAUCAAGGCUCGCCUCAUAAUCUUCUCCCUCCUUAGCAACAGGAAGUUCCUCAUCACCUCCAUCUCUCACAAACUUCAAUCUGUGACAGGCCAUCAUCAUCAUCAUCAUCAUCUUCAUCUUCACGAGAAGGAAGACGAAGCCAAGGCCACGGUGUUAGAUAAUCACAACGCCAUGGCUCAUGACUUCCUCCCCGAUCCCACUCACACCCACUUCAUAUACAACGAGGCGGAUGAAGUGGAAGAUGAAAUCAAUGAAGCAAUAAAAGAUGAUAACUAUCCAGAUUUAAUGCAUUCGUCGGAGGACAUCAUGAACUUUGAGGAUCAUGGAGGCUCUGUGAUUGAUAUGGUGAAGAACUCAAAGGACCACGAAGGGCAAGAGUUCAGAUUGGAAGACGAAAUAGACCGAGUCGCUGACUUGUUCAUUGAGAGGUUCCAUCAUCAGAUGUGGAUGCAGAAGCAGCUCUCCUUCAAGAGACAAAUCACUUUCUAUUCUACAAGAGCAAGGAUGUUUCUACAGUACAACUUGAUGAUUUCCAUUUCUUGAAAGGUUGAACUCGUUAAUAAGAACAAAAGAAAAAUUUAGCUUU
Messenger RNA from Tripterygium wilfordii, 769 nucleotides. RefSeq lists its product as uncharacterized. The transcript has 2 exons. Bases 115 to 726 code for a protein of 203 amino acids. NCBI's taxonomy places the organism in Eukaryota, Viridiplantae, Streptophyta, Magnoliopsida, Celastrales, Celastraceae. The record is from RefSeq and is a predicted model, not a curated record.